CCAGACCGCAGAUCCGCGCCGCUGCGGCCAGUCUCACCUGGCGGCGCCGCCCGCCCGUCAACCCGGCCACAGCCCCAGCACCCACGGCGACAGCCGCGGCGACCGCGACAGUGGUGGAGGACGCUGCUGAGGCGAAGAGAGCGCAGCUUGGCCACCGGACCUAUUUACCGCCUUGUGGAUCGUCUGUUUUUACGAGUUUACAACUUUUAAGAACUUUCGUAUACAAAGGAACUUUUCUUAAGGCGUCUCCCGUUUAUAUUCAAUCCAAAAAAGGAUUUCGGGCAAUUUUGGGUUUUUGGUUUUGGCUCCGUUUCUAAGCCUUUUCUUUUUUCCUCCUAACUUUGGGGUUUGGGUACCCCCACUGCUUUGAAUUCCCGAGGACCUUCUGGGCCCCCACAUUAAUGAGGCAGCCACCUGGCGAGUCUGACAUGGCUGUCAGCGACGCACUGCUCCCGUCUUUCUCCACGUUCGCGUCCGGCCCCGCGGGAAGGGAGAAGACCCUGCGUCCAGCAGGUGCCCCGAAUAACCGCUGGCGGGAGGAGCUCUCUCACAUGAAGCGACUUCCCCCCGUCCUUCCCGGCCGCCCCUACGACCUGGCGGCGGCGACUGUGGCCACCGACCUGGAAAGCGGCGGAGUCGGCGCGGCGUGUGGCGGCACCAAUCCUGCUCUCCUACCCCGGAGGGAGACUGAGGAGUUCAAUGAUCUCUUGGACCUGGACUUUAUCCUCUCCAAUUCGCUGUCCCAUCCGGAGUCAGUGGCCGCCACCGUGUCCUCGUCGGCGUCAGCGUCGUCAUCGUCCUCCCCAUCGAGCAGCGGUCCCGCCAGCGCGCCCUCCACCUGCAGCUUCAGUUAUCCGAUCCGGCCCGGAGGGGACCCGGGCGUGGCGCCGGGCAGCACUGGCGGCGGCGGUCUCCUCUAUGGCCGGGAGUCUGUGCCUCCUCCCACAGCUCCCUUCAACCUGGCGGACAUCAACGACGUGAGCCCCUCGGGCGGCUUCGUAGCUGAGCUGCUUCGGCCGGAAUUGGACCCAGUGUACAUCCCGCCGCAGCAGCCGCAGCCGCCAGGUGGCGGGCUGAUGGGCAAGUUUGUGUUGAAGGCGUCGCUGAGUGCCCCUGGCAGCGACUACGGCAGCCCGUCGGUCAUCAGUGUUAGCAAAGGCAGCCCGGAUGGCAGCCACCCCGUCGUGGUGGCGCCCUACAGCGGCGGGCCUCCGCGCAUGUGCCCCAAAAUAAAGCAGGAGGCAGUCUCGUCGUGCACAGUUGGUCGGCCCCUAGAGGCCCACUUGGGCACUGGACCCCCUCUCAGUAAUGGCCACCGACCACCAGCACACGACUUCCCCUUGGGGCGGCAGCUCCCCAACAGGACUACCCCGACCCUGGGUGCCGAGGAACUGCUGAGCAGCAGGGACUGUCAUCCUGCCCUAUCGCUCCCCCCGGGCUUUCAUCCCCAUCCGGGACCCAACUACCCACCCUUCUUGCCAGACCAGAUGCAGCCACAGGUCCCACCGCUCCAUUACCAAGAGCUCAUGCCUCCUGGUUCCUGCAUGCCGGAGGAGCCGAAACCAAAGAGGGGGAGAAGAUCGUGGCCCCGGAAAAGGACCGCCACUCACACAUGUGAUUACGCAGGCUGCGGUAAAACCUACACGAAGAGUUCUCAUCUCAAGGCACACCUGCGAACCCACACAGGUGAGAAACCCUACCACUGUGACUGGGACGGCUGUGGGUGGAAAUUUGCCCGCUCUGAUGAACUGACCAGGCACUAUCGCAAACACACCGGGCACCGCCCAUUCCAGUGCCAGAAGUGCGACCGGGCCUUCUCCAGGUCGGACCACCUAGCCUUACACAUGAAGAGGCACUUUUAAAAUCCCCAAACAGUGGAUAUGACCCACACUGCCAGAAGAGAGAAUUCAGUAUUUUUUUUUUUUAAUCUUUCACACUGUCUCCCCCCUCCCAACUCCGGGGAGGGGGGGAGGGGAGAAUCCCAGCUGGAAAGCACUACAAUCAUGGUCAAGUUCCCAACAAGCCAACUUGUGAAUGGAUAAUUAGGAGACACAAGGAAACCAGAAGACCAAUCAAAGAACAGAUACGGGGUCUGUGACUGGAUCUUCUAUCAUUCCAUUGCUAAAGCCAACUUGAAUAUUCCUGGACUUACAAAAACACCAAGGGGGUGACUGGAAGGUGUGGAUAUCAGGGUAUACAUUAGAUCCAUGAGUUGUGGGGGAGGGAAGACCAGAAUUCCCUGGAAUUGUGUUCGAAGCAGUAUAAGCAUAAAGAUCACCUUGUAUUCUCUUUGCCUUCUAAAAAGCCAUUAUUAUGAUAUUUAGAAGAAGAGGAAGAAAUUCAGGUACAGAAAAUGUGUUUUUAAUAACCUAAACGAUGGUGCUUGGUGAGUCUUGGUUCUAAAGGUACCAAAAGAGGAAGCCAAAGUUCUCAAACUGCUGCAUACUUUGACAAGGAAAAUCUAUUUUUGUCUUCCGAUCUACAUUUAUGACCUAAGUCAGGUAAAUAUGCCUGGUUUACUUCUUUAACAUUUUUAUGCAGACAGUCUGUUAUGCACUGUGGUUUCAGAUGUGCAAUAAUUUGUACAAUGGUUUAUUCCCAAGUAUGCCUUAAGCAGAACAAAUGUUUUUUUUCUAUAUAGUUCCUUGCCUUAAUAAAUAUGUAAUAUAAAUUUAAGCAAACUUCUAUUUUGUAUAUUUGUAAACUACAAAGUAAAAAAUGAACAUUUUGUGGAGUUUGUAUUUUGCAUACUCAAGGUGAGAAUUAAGUUUUAAAUAAACCUAUAAUAUUUUAUCUGAA
Messenger RNA from Enhydra lutris kenyoni (northern sea otter), 2799 nucleotides. It is a transcript of the gene KLF4, whose product is annotated as Kruppel like factor 4. Gene Ontology annotation, molecular function: DNA-binding transcription factor activity, RNA polymerase II-specific; RNA polymerase II cis-regulatory region sequence-specific DNA binding. Gene Ontology annotation, biological process: regulation of transcription by RNA polymerase II. The transcript has 5 exons. Bases 402 to 1862 code for a protein of 486 amino acids. NCBI's taxonomy places the organism in Eukaryota, Metazoa, Chordata, Mammalia, Carnivora, Mustelidae. The record is from RefSeq and is a predicted model, not a curated record.